UAUAUGUAUUGCUUCCUAGUUUUUACAUUGUUAUGACUGAAGAUUUUGAUUUUAUAGAUAAAUACUUUCUUGUGGAUGCUGGGUAUACAAAUGGGCCGGGGUUUUUGGCACCUUAUAGAGGGACUCGCUAUCAUAUAAAGUCUUGGAGAGAAAAUGGUCCAAGAAACUACAAGGAGUUAUUUAACCAACGUCAUUCCUCUGCUAGAAACACAAUUGAGAAGGCAUUCGGAUUGCUAAAAAAGCGAUGGGCUAUAUUACAGACAGCUAGCUUUUAUAGUGUUAAGACUCAAAUUAGGAUCAUUAAUGCAUGUUGUAUUCUUCACAAUUUUUUACGUGAAGAGAUGAAUGAAGACGACUUGUUGAAUGAUGUGGAUCGAGAAUUAGAAGAUGAUCCUGUUUUAGAAAUUAAGAAUGUAGAUGAGGAGCGUAUCACCACUGUGGAAAAGUUUUAUUUGUUGAAGUCACUUCCUGAUGAUGAAAAAAGAGAUUUUAUUCUCUUUAUUCUUAAGGAGUAGUUUCUAGUUUUCAGGUCGGACUACUUUUCUUCAUCUCAAUGUUAUUCUUCACAAUAUU
Molecule: messenger RNA, 573 nt
Organism: Asparagus officinalis (garden asparagus)
Lineage: Eukaryota; Viridiplantae; Streptophyta; Magnoliopsida; Asparagales; Asparagaceae
Product: protein ALP1-like
Exons: 2
Coding region: 33-515 (160 amino acids)
Source: RefSeq, a predicted model, not a curated record